CUCCGUGUAAUGCUGGGUGAAUUGUCUCGUUACACGACUCCAGUUAUGUACCAAACGAUCAGAUAAUGUAUUAGUUUGUCGAUCGGUCACUUUUUGUUUGUUUGUUAACUUUUGGAAGGUAUCUCUCUCUCUCUUUCUCUCGCGACACCUAGCGACUUUACGCAUUGAAGUUGCCAACGCCACACGGCGAUGUUGCUGAGCGUUUAAAGCUUUACACCGCUGCUGCAGUGCGGCACACGAUUACGCCUCUGACCGUCUCAUUUUACAACAAAAAAACGAAUUGUUCUUAAAUACGAGUUGAAAACGCUGCGCCAGCUGUCAUCUCCGAACGUGGAAUACAUGUAUGUAAAUGUUUUUUUAAAUGAUGUUUGUGAGACAUUCUAGUUUGGGUAUCUGUGCACGCGUCAUCCAUCGGGCGGUGUAACAACAUCAUGAGGCCGGACGAGUACAAGCAGCGGCGCAGCGUUGAGUACAGGCGGCGCCAGGGAGGCCGACCCACGGGGGACGCGGCGCCACCUGCGGCCGUCAGGGGACAGCGCAGGGGAGGCGGCCCCCAUCACCCAGGGAGGCCAUGGGACCCCCAGGACCAGGGCCCCGGACCCCAUCACCCAGGGAGGCCCUGGGACCCCCAGGGUCGAGGUGCGGGACCCCAGCGGCCAGGGAGGCCAUGGGACCCCCAGGACCAGGGCCCCGGACCCCAUCACACAGGGAGGCCCUGGGACCCCCAGGGUCGAGGUGCGGGACCCCAGCGGCCAGGGAGGCCUUGGGGCCCAGGGCAGCGAGGGAGGACGAGAGCUGGGGCGGGGAGGGCGCGUGGGUGGAGGGGAGGCCACUCGCAGCAGUAUGGCAGGGACGAGUCAGCUGGAUUUGGGGCUAAUGAGGAGGGAGCGGAUGAAGAUGUGUGCACGAGGUAUGAGGAGGAAGAGCAGCGGCGCUUCUCCCGACGGAAGAUUGUCAGUAAUUGGGAUCGCUAUGGGGGCGGCCAGGAGCCAGCAGCUGGAGGUGGGAAGGAGGGUCCCGUGCUGGAAGAGGAGUCUCAGGCCCCACGUGGCUCCGACUUCUCUGAGCUCCUCAGCUCAGCUGGCGAUGCCUUUGCCCAGUUCCGCUUCACCGAUGAGAGGGAGUGGGAGGCAGACUCGCUGGAGCGGCGCCAGAUGGAUGCUCUCUCCAUUGACUGCGAGGCCAUUGCCCUGGCUCUUCAUGGACUACCGCGUCACUUGAGACUCAACAUCGAACCGGAGAUAAUCCUGGAUGUGAUCCCCAAGGAUAUUGGGAAAGUUCCAACAUGGUCAGUGCCUAAACUAGACUUUAAGCAACCUACAGUUCACAAGCCGGCCUUUACUGCUCCGAGCCCUGCCACCACCACCACCACCGCCGCUGCUACCACUACCACCACCACUCUCAUUGCCUCCAAGAUUGUUUCCCCUGCCACUACUACUAACAUUCACUCACGAGAAACGUCAGGGUCCGGCACAGACGCACACCAAACGGACUCCGCUAGCCUGUAUUUAGUCACCGAGACAAAGAGCAGAGGCCCUUCAACUACAAAGGAGCCGGAUGGUGGUGGUGUUGGAAGAAGUGUUUUGGCAAACGUGGAGGUCGUGCCAGACGUGUUGGAUGAAGAGCUGGACUUCCUGCUCUCACUAGACAAGGCAGCAGCACCGCAGCCGCCCUCUGUGCCGGCGGAACACUCUCCAGAGAGCGCGCCGGGUGGCGAGAAGGAGCCGGCUGGUGUGGCCAGCACUGCAGCUGGACUGAACAACCUCGCUGGUGCCGAGUCAGAUUUAACUGACACCGCUGCCAAUGAUGCGGGCAGCGGGCUCGGCAACGAUCAGGCUGCGGAGAAGAUGGGCGCACCACCAAAGGAGGAGACAGAAUCACGAGUGCCCACCUCAACUGAUGACCUGGAAGACUGGCUGGACAGCAUGAUUGCGUGAAAAGUGUCGGGGCGGCACGGUGUGCAGUUCGAAUAGAGGGUAUGGGCGGUAUGAAGGUCUGGAGGAAUGUGACCAAUGCAUGAACGGAGUUCAUUCCAAGAAGUGUCGUCGGACAUUGUGACUGACUGCGUUCGGUGGUCCACUGUGUGUUUUUCAUGAACUAAGCAAUAGCUUCUCAUAAUUGUGAAAUCAACUUGAGUGUGGCAGCAAAUGGUGGCAAUUUUUUGCUCUAUCUAGAAACACCCUACUGAAUGGGCCUUAAUUUAUUGCUCUGCUUGAGAUGUUUCGGGCGAUUCCUUAAUUUGAGGGCUCGGACUGAUGUUCCUUUAGUUUAAAAAGUGAGCAACGUUGUGCCAACUGCACUUGCUAUUGAGCCAGCUUACGCAGAUGAUGGCUCAUUUCCCCAGAUUUUCUUUGACAAUUCGUGCUUGAAUAAAUAUGAACCCACCCGCAUGGCAAUGAGGUGGCCUAUUGUGAAAUAGUACAGCAAGUAUGUUUCUGCGGUUCAACUAUUUUCCCCUGGCAUGUAUGUUGAAUUGCUCCAGACAUUAAAGUGUCCCGAUUGAAUGUGUGACUAAAA
This is a messenger RNA of Petromyzon marinus (sea lamprey), 2517 nucleotides long. RefSeq names its product apoptosis and caspase activation inhibitor (gene AVEN). Gene Ontology annotation, biological process: negative regulation of G2/M transition of mitotic cell cycle. Lineage: Eukaryota; Metazoa; Chordata; Hyperoartia; Petromyzontiformes; Petromyzontidae. The record is from RefSeq and is a predicted model, not a curated record.